Molecule: messenger RNA, 1125 nt
Organism: Scylla paramamosain (green mud crab)
Lineage: Eukaryota; Metazoa; Arthropoda; Malacostraca; Decapoda; Portunidae
Product: bile salt-activated lipase-like
Exons: 6
Coding region: 444-1061 (205 amino acids)
Source: RefSeq, a predicted model, not a curated record
UAGUCCUCGCAAGGAGGCAAUUGAAGUGGGUGGCAGCCUUGGGUGUCCCACAGAUCAGGGCAGCAACACGCUCCUUCUGUGCCUGCAGGGGCUGGAUGCAAAGGCUCUCUUUCCUCGUUACGAAAGCUCCAGAGUGAGUGGCACUCACUGUGCCAGGUGUCAGGACUACUUGCUCAUUUAACUUGAACAUUCAAUUGUGGAUAUAUUCAAAUUACAGUUCUGAGGCCAUUUAACUUGUACAGAGAUGGGGCGUGCUACCGCUCACCUUCACGCCCUGAGUGGACGGCCGUUUCCUGCCGUGUCACCCUGCCCUGCUGAUAAGUGAGGGGUGCAGCACCCAGGUGGACAUCAUAUCAGGCAUUACCAAAGACGACGGGGCUCUUUUCGCCUUGCCUGCAUUGGCAAAGAAACAGUUACUGGAGGAGCUACAGCACAAUUUUAGCAUGGCCGGGUCUGCGUCCCUUCAGCUUGAGGGCAGGAGCGAGGACCCGGAGGCUGUAGCCCGCCAGCUGUACCUCCACUACUUGGGCACCACGCACGUCACCGAGGCGCACGCUGACGACUUCAUGAGGAUGUUCACUGACCACUACUUCGCCGUGCCUCAUGACCGCAUCUCCGCCCACCACGCAGGGAAGAUUUACCGCUACGAGCUGCAGCACUACGCCCAGCUCUCCUUCGGCCAACUGAUCUGCCCUUCCUGCGACAACAAGUGGGUGAGUCACGUAGACGAUCUGUACUACUUGUUCCGCGGCGGCCCUCUCUUAUCGCCACGAACAGCACCCCCACAGCGCCCCAAGGACUUAAAGCUGCCCGACGACCUCACCCUCAGGGACAUCAUCACGACUCUGUGGACCAACUUUGCUGCCACAGGGAACCCAACCCCUGAUAGCUCUCUGGGCUUCACGUGGGAAGCCAGCACACCAGAGAACCUGCAGUACCUCUCCCUCACGCCCUCGCCCUUCACGAAGCCAGACGACCGCAAGGAGGAAAAUCUGAUGCUUCACCCGCACCUGGUGAAGGUGCCUCAGGGCGCCACGCACAGUUCACGUUAUGAAUUGUGAUUUACCAACUCCUGACUAAAUGCGAACAGUAACAAGCACCGCUUCCUAACAACAUAACUUAGAU